CCCACGCGGGUCUCCCGGCAACGGGCGCGGGUGGGGGCGGGGCCGGCGCCUUCAACUGGAGCCGAAAGCGAGCGAGCGGCCACGGAGCGGCGGGGAUCGUCCCUGCGCUCCUCGCUGCCCGCCGCGUUCUCGCCCGCCCCGCCGACCAGCGCCCGCCCGCUCCUUGCCCCUCCGCAGCGCACCGACUCGCCGCCGGACGGGGGAUGCGCACCCCGCCCGCCUCCGGGGGCCAGGGCAGCGAGGUGCCAGGCCCUACCUUUGCUGAUGGCGAGCUCCUCCCCAGGGACCCCAGCUUCUUUCCCGAGGACGAGGAGGAGGCUAUGACGCUGGCCCCACCCGAGGGCCCCCCGGAGUCAGACAUGGACAGCCCCAUGGAGAGCAUGCAGAGCCUGGAGGGGUCGGUUGGGAGUCCUGCCGAGGAGAAGGACGGAGGGCUCGGGGGCCUGUUUCUGCCGGAGGACAAGUCCCUGGGCCACGCCCCAUCCAUGACCACGUCGGACCUCUCUACACACUCCACCACCUCGCUUAUCAGCAACGAGGAGCAGUUUGAAGACUAUGGAGAGGGGGACGACGUGGACUGUGCCCCCAGCAGCCCCUGCCCCGAUGACGAGACCAGGACCAACGUUUACUCGGACCUGGGAUCUUCAGUGUCUUCCAGUGCGGGGCAGACACCCAGGAAAAUGCGGCACGCCUACAACAGCGAAUUGCUGGAUGUUUACUGCUCUCAGUGCUGUAAGAAGAUCAACCUGCUGAAUGACCUGGAAGCCCGACUGAAAAACCUGAAGGCCAACAGCCCUAACCGGAAGAUCUCUAGCACGGCCUUUGGACGGCAGCUCAUGCACAGCAGCAACUUCAGUAGCAGUGACGGUAGCACUGAGGACCUGUUCCGAGACAGCAUUGACUCCUGUGACAACGACAUCACGGAGAAGGUGAGCUUCCUGGAAAAAAAAGUGACAGAACUGGAGAAUGACAGCCUGACCAAUGGGGACCUGAAGAGCAAGCUGAAGCAGGAGAACACACAGCUCGUGCACAGGGUGCACGAGCUGGAGGAGAUGGUGAAAGAUCAGGAGACCAUGGCCGAGCAGGCCCUGGAGGAGGAGGCGCGGCGGCACCGCGAGGCCUACGGCAAGCUGGAGAGAGAGAAGAGCACGGAGAUCGAGCUGCUCAACACCAGGGUGCAGCAAUUAGAGGAGGAAAACACCGAGCUCAGAACAACAGUGACCCGGCUCAAGUCACAAACAGAGAAGCUGGAUGAGGAGCGGCAGCGCAUGUGUGACCGGCUGGAGGACACCAGCCUGCGGCUCAAAGAUGAGACGGACCUGUACAAGCGCGUGACGGACAAGCUGCGGCAGAACCGCCUUGAGUUCCAAAAGGAACGGGAGGCGACGCAGGAGCUCAUCGAGGACUUGCGGAAGGAGCUAGAGCACCUGCAGAUGUACAAGCUGGACUGCGAGCGGCCAGGCCGGGGGCGCAGCUCGUCCUCUGGCCUGGGCGAGUUCAACGCCAGGGCCCGCGAGGUGGAGCUGGAGCAUGAGGUCAAGCGGCUCAAGCAGGAGAAUCAUAAGCUGCGGGACCAGAAUGAUGACUUGAAUGGACAGAUCUUGAGCCUCAGCCUCUAUGAAGCAAAGAACCUCUUUGCCACCCAGACCAAAGCCCAGUCUCUGGCCGCAGAAAUAGACACGGCCUCUCGCGAUGAGCUCAUGGAAGCCCUGAAGGAGCAGGAGGAGAUCAACUUCCGGCUGAGGCAGUACAUGGACAAGAUUAUCCUUGCCAUCCUGGACCACAACCCCUCCAUCCUUGAGAUCAAACACUGAGACGAGGGCUGGCUGCAGAGCGGCCUCGGGACCCUCCCAGCCCUGGACCCUGGGACCAAGGCGCAGACCCCACUUGAGGAUGCGGCCCAAGCCAGGCCACACACACACACACACACACACACACACACACACUGUAAACAUCAUCUCUGGCCACCAUGUCCUGUGUACUGAUGCGUAUGUGGGGAAGCCGCUCACACAGCAAGGGGUGAGCGUGGGGCUGUGAGUGUCAUCUGCACAGUUACUUCCCGUGCACUUUGCAGUCCCCUUGCAAGAGCGGAUGGUCCUGGAGGGUGGGAGGGGCAAGGUCUGCUAUCAGGAGUUACUGUAAUAACAAGAACUGGAAGACUGUGUUUCAGGUACUGGAUGAAAAUGAUUCUACCUCUGGGGAUAAGGAUUUAAAGAUGCUCUAGUGAGACAGGCUCUUUUCACCCCACCUCUGUUCCCUGUGGGAGUGGGAGCAAAAUUAUGGUCUUUCCCAGGGGUUCGAAUGCCUAACGGCCACAUCCUCCCCAGCCUCUUUGGCCACCUUUCAAGCCUAGGUGCUCAGGCUCAGAGAGGAGGAAGGGGCCCUCCCAGAGCCCCUCCCUGGCCAGCAGCCCCUGUGAUGCCUGUGCAUGGGGUGUCCCGAGGACUCAGGCUUGCAGGAGAGCUGGCAUGGGGCAGCCUUCGUUUGAGAAGUUCUUGGUAUUUGGGGGGUUUCCUGUACACUUCCCCAUCCCUGCCUGCCUGCCUGCCUGCCUGCCUCUUCCUUUCUGGCUUGGUUGUUUUUUGGUUUUUAUUUUAGAGAGAGAGUGCGAGUCGGGGAGAGGCGCGGGGUUGAGGGUAGGGUGGGGGCGGAGAGAGAGAGAGAGAGAGAGAGAAUGAAUCUUAAGCAGGCUCCACACUCAGCAUGGAGCCCGACGCCAGGCUCAAUCCCACAACCCAGGGAUCAUGACCUGAGCUGAAAUCAAGAGUUGGACGCUCAACUGACUGAGCCACCAGGUGCCCCUCUUUCUGUUUUAUUGUUAAGACCAUGAAAAAUGAGCGGUAUUUAACUUGAGUGUAAAAUGAAGGGAAUAAAAGGGGGUGGGGAGUGGGGGCCAGGGGUGUCUAAGGCACGUGUUGGCAUUGGGUGACAAAGACCUUAGUUCCAGGGAGGAGCGUGGUCCCAUUCCAGUCUGUUCCCUCCCCGUGGGCUGCAUUUCACGAGAAGCAUGGAUGGACAGUCCACAGGCGGGGAGUGGGCCUUGCUUACCUGCUCCUGUUCUCCACACAACCCGGUGAUGGCAGGCCUCAGGUUUGGAGUUUGGGAUUCUGAGCUCUGGGCUUGACUCAGCUGGGUAGCGAGGCCCCCGCGUCUCACCUUUUGGAAACUCUCCUAUUCAGUUCUCAGCCAGGAGAGGUGUGCUGAUGAGAGACACGGGUGAGGAGAUCACAGGGAAACCUUCGUCCUCCGUCCUUGUGACACAUGGUGGAAAUUCUCUCUCUGGAUUUUUUUUUUUCUCUCUCUCUGGAUUUUUAACGUGAUCUUUUGUUGUAGGCAGCUGGUACUUUGAGUUUUCCAGUUUGUCUCAGUUUUAUAUGGCUUGUGAUUCGUUUCGUUAAUCCACACAUAUAUAAACAUGUAUGCUCUUGGGUUUUUUUCCCCUGCAGUUUGUUUUCUUCAGCAAUUCUAGUGUAAGAAGGAAAGUUCAGGCAUGUUGGGGAGGGGCAAGAAGGGGUGUAUGCAGAGAAGCGGGGGCAGGAGAGGGUGAAGAGGGGAUCGGGGACUUGGGAUGUAUGUUCCCUGUUCACGAAGGCAGGGCUGUGGCCACCACCCAUCUUCAUUCCGUUCCAGUCAACUUUUGCUUCUGUUGGAUUUUGUGAUUUCUUUUGAAGCAUAAGUGUGGGGUUUGUUUCAUGCUGCAGAUAACGGGGCUGCGUUGGUCUGAUCCAGGCCUUUGGGGGUCACCUACCGCAGGAAGACUAGGGCAGGGAGUCUCUCGACCCCCGAGGGUGCUGGUCUCCUUGGGCUCCUCCAGGGGUCUGAGAAGCAGCAGCAGUGGAAAGAAGGCCUGAGGAGUGAGUCUCUUGAGAAUUUGCUAAUGGCCCCUAAUUAAGGGAAAGGAAAGAAGACAUAUCAGGACUUGGCUUUGGUCUGGAUUUGACACCAGGAGGAGUCCUACAGAGGCCAGCCAGACCAAGGUCCUGGGCUGUGGGAGACUCGCCCCAGGGAUGAGCAUUUUAUAUGUAAAACUUUAUAUGCUCUUUAGCUGCUUUGAUCUGGAAUUCCAAAGGGCCCAGAGGCCUGGGUUGCACAGUCACACGGUCACUAGGCAGGAAGGAAUUUCUGCCUUGGUGUAAAGGCGCGGAAAAAGCGGUCUGCCAGCAACAUUCUGCCACCUCCUCCCUGAAGGGGGCGCCAUGGGAGCGGCCUCCCUGAGGACGCCGCGUCUGAAAGGCCCCAAGGGACCUGGUGCUGUGCCUGGGGUCUCUGGAAAAAGGGCGGACUUUAAAAUGAGACUAAACUCCACGCAACCCAGGUCUCGAGUUAAAUCCAACCAUCUUCAGCCAGAGUACGUCUCAUAAAACCCAGACCGUCUAAUUGGCUCUUAACGAUCAUGUAGCGUUUUUAACUGCUCUUCCCUGCUUGAAAGCUCGCCUGAGGGGGGCACAUGCCCCAAGGUUCCCAGCCCCAUGGGCCCUGCGAGGCACCGGCGGGGCAGACCCUGCCCCCUUCCAGUGUUUCCCCCUACUUUGUGUGUGGUCUGGUAGAGCGUUACACUCUUCUCUCUCUCCGUACGGGGGGCUGCUAGGUAGCAUGCACGGUGCCCAGCCCAGUGUGCAUUUCGGGCAAACAAAACAGAACUCGUAGGAGAAGUAUGUUCCCUGCAAUGCCUGGAACAUAUUUAAAAUGGAGAGAGUUUUAAAAUUCUGAUAACUGGGUGGAAUCCACAGAGGUUCUGACUUCGUUGGUGUGGAGCCUGGCCACCGAGGCACCGGAAUGUUUGAACAACUCCCCAGCUGACUGUAAUUUAACUGGGUGCCCCUAUGUGGGUUUUGUUUUUUGUUUUCGCUGAACCCGGCCACCUUACCAAGUAGCGAUUAGUAGUAACUUGUCCAAAGUUUAGAGGUGUUGCGGGGGCGUGGAGAGGGGUUUCUGCAACAGAUUCACGUUUUACUCGGCAGUUGGCUAUCCUUACAUUCAGUUGGAAACCAGACAAAAUUUGCUGAAUCGUCAAGUGAGGGUUAUAUACAGUAUCUAAUAGAAAAGGAGGUACUCUCUGGCUUAGCUAGGCCUUACUCUGUGGGAAAGUAUAAGAAAUAAAGUUCUAGUAGAAAAAAAAUUUUUUUAACUUUGAAUUGGCCAAGUUACACAAAUUAUUAUGUUUUUUUAUUAGAGAGCAGGGGAGAGGGGCAGAGGGAGAGAACGAGAGAAUCUUAAGCAGGCUCUACACUCAGCAUACAGCCCGACUCGGGGCUCGAUCGCAUGGCUCGUGACCUGAGCUGAAAUCAAGAGUCUGACCUUCAACCAACUGAGCCACCCAGGCACCUGUAGACACACACACACACACACACACACACACACACACACACACACACACACUUUUUAAUUUGUAGAUUCUCUAAGAAUGGCCAGAGGGAAAUUCCUUUACCUUGACUUUGUUUCUGACCUGUUACAAACACAGAGCUCAAGAAUCUCCGAAAGCACUUGGACCUGAAACAGUGGUUUUCAACUUGGGUUGUGCAUUGAAAUCACCUAGGGAGAUAUAAAAACUUCCGCCUGAGCUGAACCCUGCCCCUCCUCCCAUCUCUGCCCCCAGAUUCCAGUGUAAUUGGUGUAGGUGUGGCCCGGGCACGCAGAUGUUGAAAGAGCUCCCCAGGUGACACGACGUUGAGACCCCUGCCCUAGAGGGUUGCUAGCCAAGGGUAGAGGAAGCGGGUAGAAUUGGUCGUCAGGUUUGUUAAUCCAGGUGCUGCGUUAACAGUAGGGUGUCAGUGGCUUUGAUGGAUGGUGAGAAGCCAGGAGAUCCCUCGCCCCAGGAUGGGAGGCCAGGUGCCUUCAGGAACUGGUGUGCCCAGCUGUUCUCGUCACCCUGGGGGUUAGCACACCUGAGCGGGCAAGUCUCUGUCGGGUGCCCGUGGGGUCAGGCGCGGGCCCGUUCUGGAGUUGGGGUAGAACAGAGUCAAGGGUCGCGGAGGGGCUGUCCCCCGGAAGGCAGCCUCCUACUUGCACAGCUGAGCAGGAGGGGACACUGGCGCUGUGGGUUUUGCCUCUGACCUGUUUUCAGGCUGGGUGGAUGAGGGUCACCCCAGCGUCUCCACUUUCAGCACCCAAACCAGCACACCCCGGCCCACGUCCAGGAGGCUCCAGGUGCUGGUCUGCUGGAUCAUCUGAUUCCUGACCCAGCCAGGUCCCGGUGGUCAGGAGGGCACAGUGUGGGCGCUUUUGUUCCACUGAGGGACUUAAUGGCCGGCAGAAACUGUAUCGGCCAGUGGGGACUGGUGGCUCAGGGCGAAACUAAGCCCGCUUUUUGUGCUGUGGGCACGUGUGUUUAAUGCAUUAGCAAAUUUAGCAGGGGAAGUUUGGGAACGGUCGCCACGCCAAGAAAAUGACUGUUCGCCUGGCACGACCACAGCGACUCUUUGAAAGGGCUGAGGAGGGUUUGGGGCUGAGGGCUUCAGUGCUGGCAUCCUCCCUGGCCGGUCCUCCUUGGGGACGGAGGUCAGUCCCUGUAGGGCGAUGCUUCAGGCUGGUGGAGACCAAGGCCCAUCUGCCCAGGGGCCUCAGGCCAGAAGGGCCAAGUGCUCCCUGGUGACUUCAGGCAAGUUCCUUCUGUUGACCUUAGGGACCUUCAGGUUCUCCGUCCUGCUCUGAAUCUGUGCGCAAAAGGUCAGGGAGCAGGAGAGGCUGGCACCACGGGCCAGCCCGAGCUGCGUGGCAGCACAGCUCUAAGGCCCUUGUGCCGCCCACCUGAGAACAUAGGCUGCUUUCUGGAAAGGUUGGUUUCUGAAAGCAUAGACCCUGGCGAAGCGGUCUGACUUUGGUGCUCCGACCUUGUAGGCUCCUCCUCCUUCCUUGUGACUGUAACCCGCCAUCUGCCCCCCCUCCCCCAGCCACCCGCAGGAGGGUGGCUGAGAAUGGUGGGAGUUAAGUGCUGUUGCCCCGGGGGAGACCGCACCUCCUACCGGGACCCUCUGCUUUGCUGUGCUGCACAGGCUGUGUUUUGUCUGCAUGGUUUGGGGUCGCUGUCCUUGUGCCUUUUUUUCUUCCCUGUCACCACUGUACAGGAUUUGCCAUGUCCUCACUGCCCCUUUUCUACAUCCUCAUGUUUACCCUGGUCCUUCCCGAGCCCUGUAAAUGUGUACAUAGCGUCCCACUUGGCCUCCACGGGGUCUGCUCCCAGGCCAGGCCUCCCAGCACGUUCUUCCACACGCGCCUCCAGGUUGCUCGCUCAGCCGUGCAGGUUUGGUAACUUUGUACAGAACUCUUUUCAUUACGGUCUUAAGCUCGGGGGGCUCGAAGUCCCCCGUCCAGCCUGCAGCUAGUUUAGAAGCCUUGCACACCAGAAAAGGGUCACUUUGUGUAAAGCACCUUCUCCCACAAACGUCUUCCCGUAUUGGUGUCAGUAUUUAUAGAAAGCAGAGCGCACCUUUCUAACCGUGGGGUUCGGCCCAGGGCCCCCACAGGGACGUCAUGGGUCUGCGGCAGCACCCCUGGCCCCCAGAGGAAGCUCCAGCUGUGUGUGGCUCCCGGUGCUUGGCACUGGGCUGGGUUCAAGACCACCACCAUCUGGUGUCUCGAACAGCUUUGGAACUCCCAAGUGGGCAGAAGAGGCUCCUCGCUGCUGCCCCGGCCUGCCAUUAACUGCCGAGCUCUUCCUCAUCUGCCCGAGGUGCUCAGACCCGAGUGCCAUUAAUUCCCCGACUGCUGACCGGACUCACUCUCGCCCACGGCCUGCUGGCUCCCUCCGUCCUGGCCCUUCCUGCUUUCUUGGCUGGGCCUCCUGGGGCCCAGAUGGAAGAAGCUACAUGUAUGGCCUCGUGCCCAGGGGUUUGUUAGACGGCUUUGACUCUGGGAUUCCCCUUGGGUCUCGCCCCAGGAGCCUCCCUCUGGAAGUAGGCUUAUCUCCGGAGCUGGGGUGAGACCACCUCCAGGCCCCAAGGCGGGGAGAGAGGGGUGAGGCCCAAGGCUGUGUCCCAGGGCCCCAAGCUCUCCACGUCCUACCUGCUUCUAGCCAAAAAGGAGCAGGCUGUCAGAGGCAGGCUCCUUCAGGAACUCUAAUGUACAGACCAAGGUGUAAAUAAACAGUUUGCUUUUCUUGCCUGA
This is a messenger RNA of Panthera uncia (snow leopard), 8103 nucleotides long. RefSeq names its product RAB11 family interacting protein 4 (gene RAB11FIP4). The record is from RefSeq and is a predicted model, not a curated record. Bases 204 to 1814 code for a protein of 536 amino acids. Gene Ontology annotation, biological process: endocytic recycling; regulation of cytokinesis. Lineage: Eukaryota; Metazoa; Chordata; Mammalia; Carnivora; Felidae. The transcript is spliced from 13 exons. Gene Ontology annotation, cellular component: recycling endosome membrane; cleavage furrow; midbody.